Messenger RNA from Schistosoma haematobium, 4191 nucleotides. RefSeq lists its product as uncharacterized. The transcript has a single exon. NCBI's taxonomy places the organism in Eukaryota, Metazoa, Platyhelminthes, Trematoda, Strigeidida, Schistosomatidae. The record is from RefSeq and is a predicted model, not a curated record. The coding region runs from base 144 to 2462 and encodes 772 amino acids. Gene Ontology annotation, molecular function: nucleic acid binding; zinc ion binding.
UCCUAAUGCUUUGCUUAGUCGUCUUGAUUAACUACAAUCUCAGGGUCAAUCAAACUUGCGUUCAUUUAACAGUGAUUCAUAUUCUCGUGUAAAUAUGAAAGGUGUUUCAACGAGGAAUUACAAAGCAAAUCACAAAGGUUGAGAUGAAGUUUGGUAAAUGUUUAUCAUGUGGAAAGUUUCAUGCUCGCAAUUCAUGUGUAUUUCGUAGUGCUAAAUGUUUUAAAUGUGGUAAGGUAGGACACAUUCAGUCAGUAUGCAAAGCUACUGUCCAUUUUGCUUCAAGUAGUAUUAAAUCUUGUAAUUUAAAUUUCAAUGAUUCGGAUGUUCUUAGUGAUCAUUUAUCUUUGUCUACUAUUUCGAAAGGUAAUGUUCAUAUUCAAAAACGACUAUAUACAUCGCUUGGUUCAUUUCAUGACAUUAUUCUGGACACAGGUAGUAUAGAGUCCAUUAUUUCAUUCAAGAACUUGAAAUCUUUAGAUCCUAAUGUUGUUGUACGACCCACUGAAGUAUCAAUAUUGGGGAUUACUGGACAAAGACUGCCCAUACAAGGAUGUUGUGAAUUGCUAAUCAGAGAUGAUAAUUCUUCAUAUAUACCUUGUGAAUUUUUAGUUAGCGAAACAGGACUGUCAAUUUUGGGUUUAAAGAACUUGAAAAGGCUUAAGGUGGAGUUGUCCUUCCUAGUUUCUAAAGAAAAUUCUGAUACUUUACUUAAAGAUUUGAUAGCUAUGUGUGCUAAGUGCAGUGGAGGUAUGAAAAUUAAGCCUAUAAAACUUCAAGUACAGGGUGAUCCCUUCUUUCUUAAAAGACGAAUAAUUCCUUAUGGUCUUCGAGAAGCAGUACAUAAGACAUUAAACGAUUUGUGUGUGAAAGGCAUAAUCGAACCAAUUCAGUCUUCAGCAUGGGGUACUCCUAUUGUUACGCCACUGAAGUCGGACGGCAAGACCCCUAGAAUUUGUGGUGACUAUAGAUUAACUCUGAAUUCCCGUUUGUUGAAGCAAACGUGCACGACGGUAGAAGCUGAAGAUAUUCUAAAUCGACUUCAUGGUUCUAAAGUGUUCUCGAAAGUUGACCUAAAAGAUGCUUAUCUUCAAAUUCCUUUAGAUGAAUCUUCAUCUAUUUUGACGACAAUUAACACUCCUUUUGGUCUGUUCAAAUACAAUUUCCUUCCAUUUGGUCUAAGUUGUUCUCCAGCCAUAUUUCAGGAAGUUAUGAAUAAAGUAGUUUGUGAUCUUGAAGGUGUUGAAGUUUAUCAAGAUGAUCUCAUUGUUCAUGGCUCUAAUAAGGUAGUUCAUGACCAGAGACUUAUUGCUUUAUUGCGUCGUUUAGCUGAGAAGAAUAUUACAGUGAAUCCGAAUAAGUGUUCAUUUUGUGUAUCUAGUUUUGAAUGCCUUGGAUACCUAGUUGAUGGUAAUGGUUUUAGACCAGAUAUGAAACGACUAGCUCCACUGACUAAUGCACCGUCUCCGAAAAAUCUUACAGAAUUACGUUCACUAGUGGGUGCUCUUCAAUACUAUUUUUCUUGUCGUGCAAAUUGUUUAUUUAAUAUUUUAACAUCCAAUUCAUUCAAAUGGAGUGAGGAACAAGAGUCAUGCUUACGAAGUCUACUGAAGUUUCUUCAAAGUGAUGCUGUUCUUCGAACGUACUCCCCUAAUGUACAUUCUGUGCUUAUUACUGAUGCAUCACCUGUGGGAAUUGGUGCAGUUUUGGAACAGGAAGAUAGACCAGUUAUUUGUGUUUCACGCAAACUUACUGUUACUGAACAAGGUUAUUCACAGACUCAGCGGGAAGCAUUAGCUGUGUUUUGGGCUGUUAAAAGACUUCAUAAAUAUUUAUUCGGAAAGAAAUUCACUAUUGUUACUGAUCAUGAAGCUUUAAAGUUUAUUUAUCAUCCCGAAAAAUCCUUAGCACGUUCCUCAGCAGCUAUGGUUCAGCGAUGGAGUAUUGCUUUGAGUGCAUAUGACCAUACGGUUCAGCACAGAAGUGCCAAACAGAUUCAACAUGUUGAUUACAUUUCUCGACAGUCAUUACAAGAUAAACCUAUUAAUACUUCGGAUUGUUUGUUAGUGCAACCUUUACCAGUGAGACGUUCAGAUCUCAUUAAAGAAACUCGUAGAUAUUUUGGAUGUAUACUCAGUGCUAUAAGGAAAGGUUGGAAUGCUAAUUUGAAACGUAGAUUUCCUAUCUAUUUUUCAAAGCGGGAUGAGCUAUCUACUACUCCUGAUGGUAUUCUGUGUUUAAGUGAUCGUGUUGUCAUUCCCCCUUCCUUGCGUAUAUCUGUUCUUGAAGAUCUUCAUAGUGGUCAUUUAGGUGUUGAGAAAAUGAAGUUCUUGGCAAGGCUCACAUGCUGGUGGCCAGAGAUAAAUGCAGAUAUAUGUCGUACGGCAAACAAUUGUGAGAAAUGUCAUCUGUUGAAAAAUCAUCCUUUGAAGUGGGUGCCAUGGCCAGUAUCGUCUGAGGCCUGACAGAGGAUUCAUAUUGACUAUUGUGGACCAUUUCUAGGUAAAUACUACGCACUAGUAGUCAUUGAUUCUUUUUCAAAGUGGCCUGAGGCUUUUUUCACAACUUCACCAAACUCUGAUUUCACAAUACAAGCAUUAAGAAAGGUGUUUAGUGGAGAAGGGGUUCGCAUGGUGUUGGUGACUGAUAAUGGCUCAUAUUUUGCUGCAGAUGCAGUCACUACCUGGUUGAACGGUAUAGGGUGCAAACAUCUAUUUACUGCUCCCAGACAUCCGUGUUCUAAUGGUCAGGCAGAGAAUUUUGUUAGGACAUUAAAGACUGCUAUUGAUUCUAUAGCCCCCUCAACAUUUAAUGAGCUGGAGAGGGGAGUAGAUACCUUUCUAUUGCAAUAUAGAAAUGCCAAACAUUCGGUGACGAAGGAGACUCCAGCGAAGCUGUUGAAAGGAAGAAUUCUUCGGUGGAAUAUGAGAUGUGUGGAGUCUGCAGAAGUUACAUACUAUCGAGGAAAUGAUAUUCGACCAUCUACGUGUAUUGUUCUGAAGAAUGUCGGAAAAUCGACGGUGCGAAUUCUAGACAUCGAUGACUUAAGUACACACAGUCGACAUAUAGAUCAAAUACAAUUCCAGGAACGAGGUGAGUCAGUUCCAAUUUCGAUUGUUAAUUCUAAUGCUAAUGAACAUAUUCUAGAUAAUACAGAAUCCUUAUCCAUUACAAUGUCAGACAGACUCAGGAUGAAUUUGAGAAGAAGACGUACGAUUGAUUACAAACACCUAGACUCCAAUUUAAGCUGUGGCGGAUGUGAUGUUUGAAUGAACCAAUGAUACCUUUGUACUUGUUGAAUACUUGAUUUAGAAUUACAAAUACAAUACAUUCGUUUGUGCUUGUGUCUCACUUCUUAAUUCAAUUGCGUUAUUUCUGGGACUCUUAGUUCAUACUACAAUUCAAAUAACUGAAAUAUUAUAACAGUUCACUGAUAUUCGUCGAGAUUAAGGUCAACCAACGUGCAUCGAUGAAUGGGGUGCCAUGGACUGGAUCAUGCAGAAGUGGUUGCACUCUGUUUCUUGCACUUACUCUUACAAAUAUAUCACCGUAAUAACGUCGUUUGUGUUGUAUGAUCACCAAAUCAGCCAUGAUGCCUGAAUACGACGGAAGAGUAAUCCACGUUGGGUAUUAACUGAGAGGUGUGACCCUGACGUUAACUCGUUGGUCACACAAUUCCCGUCUGACUCGAGUACACUCUCAGUCAUUCGACACCGAUCAUUCACGUUAGUGAUAUACACACCCAUGUCAAAAAGGUGUAAUAUUCGUCUCUUUGUUAGUUGUCAAAGACUGCUCUUUUCUCCAGUAACUAACUCUUCGAUUCUUGGAUAUUAAAUAACACCAGAGUCUUAAAUCUGACGUGAUUUUUUCCAUGGUUUGGUACAGAUGAAGCUGUGUUGAGAGAUACUAUCACAUUACAAUGAAUUUAAUUCAACAAAUUGUUUAAUGAUUGGGAUCACACAGACAUGGUGGAAUGCAUGAAAUUGGAUAUUUAAAUUUGUAUUGGCAGACUGAUAAGGAUGAAAUCACAUCAGAAAUCAUUGUACGAAUUUCAGUAUCAUGUAUGAAAGAAUCUUAAAAGUGACUUGUUUAUAGAUUUAAUAUUUUGUGAUUCACAAUCCUCAUGAGAAUGUAUUCUCAGAUGAGGUCUUGGAUAAACACUGGAGACGUAUUUGAAUGAUUCAAGUCAGGUUA